AUGGCGAGUGUCGCCGCCGCACCCGCAGGUACCGGCACCUCCGCCUCGCAUCCUUACACGUGCAACACGUGCCAAGUUGCCUACCGCAACAUCGACCUCCAAAAGGGUCAUAUGAAAAGCGACUGGCACCGAUACAACUUGAAACGUCGCGUUGCCUCCCUGCCUCCCAUCUCUUCCGAAGUCUUCACCGAAAAGGUCCUCCAGGCUCGUGCUACAUCUAGUGCAGAAGCUGAGAAGGCCUACUUCGAGGCAAAAUGCGAACCUUGCAACAAGACUUACUACAGCGAAAACGCCUAUCAAAAUCACUUGCUCAGCCAAAAGCACAAAACCAACGAGGCAGCUGCUGGUGGUCCACGACGCAGACAAGAUGACGAGGCCACUUCUGUAAUCAGCUCUACCUUUUCUCUGGGUGAACCUACCUCGGUACCCAAGGAUGAGCUUGAUACCGAUGCCGAAGACGAGUUCAACCAGGUUAUCGAAAGCCUGCAGAAUGCCAAAGUUUCUGCCGAGCAACGUCCUUCGCCAGUUAGCAGGCCCUCCAACCCCAAGCCCACUGUUCCUGGCGCCAACAAAAAUGGCGACGGUGAGGAAGACUCAGAGUCGACAACACCUUCACACUCCGUGGCCGAGCCUACUUGGACCUUGAACUCGUGCAUCUUCUGCAACUUCGAGUCUCCUUCCCUGCCGCUAAGUGUUCAACAUAUGGAACGUUUCCACGGCAUGUUCGUUCCCGAGCGGCCGUAUUUGGUUGAUUUGCAAGGUCUUAUCAAGCAACUCCAGCGCAAGGUCAGUGAAUAUCACGAGUGCCUAGGCUGCGGUAAAGUCAAGUCGACAGUGUUUGGCGUACAAACGCACAUGCGUGACAAGGGUCACUGCAAGAUCCCCUUCAGCACCGAAGAUGAGCAACUUGCCAUUGGCGACUUUUACGAUUUCCGAAGCACGUAUUCUGAUGACGAAGAGGAGGGUGAAGAUGACGGCUCAGACACCGAGGAAGAGAGGCGCGGCGGCGCCAAGCUUGGCUCAAGAAGAAAGGCCAGACUUGUUGGUGAGGAUGGAGAAGAGCUCGACGGCGAGGAGGAUGGAGAGGGGUGGGAAACAGAUAGCUCUGCAUCCUCGCUUGACUCGGCGGAUCUCACUGCAGUCCCUGCCGAGGGUCACAUUCAUCAGUAUGAACGUCUUAAAAAACAUCCCCACCAUUCAAGUCGAGAUCCUCGGAAUCACCACCAGGCAGACGGAUGGCAUUCGCGAGCACACAAGCAUACCCAUGCUGCAUUCUAUGACGACUACGAGCUGCAUCUUCCUUCCGGCAAGUCUGUUGGCCACCGGUCACUGAACAAGUACUUCCGGCAGAAUCUCAACAACUACCCCACGCCUGAAGAGCGAGCCGAGCGCCUUGCUAUUGAGGGCCCCGAGUCUGGGGAGGAGAGCCAUAAGAAGGAUCGUAGCAUCAUCCUUCGCAACGGCCAGCGAUACAAGAGGGAUGUUGUGCCACGAGGAACGGUAGGCUUGGCCAACGUGUCGGACGAGAAGAGGCGGGCGGUGCGCAAGUCGGAACACCGUGGGCGAGACUUGGAGCAAUUCACCACCAAGAGGACGGAUUGGAUGUAUGGCAAGAGAAACAACAAUCAGAAGCAUUACUACUACCGCUUCGAUGGCGGUGGUUAG
This is a messenger RNA of Metarhizium acridum CQMa 102, 1665 nucleotides long. It is a transcript of the gene REI1, whose product is annotated as pre-60S factor rei1. Gene Ontology annotation, biological process: ribosomal large subunit biogenesis. Gene Ontology annotation, cellular component: preribosome, large subunit precursor. The record is from RefSeq and is a predicted model, not a curated record. NCBI's taxonomy places the organism in Eukaryota, Fungi, Ascomycota, Sordariomycetes, Hypocreales, Clavicipitaceae. Gene Ontology annotation, molecular function: zinc ion binding; nucleic acid binding.